Messenger RNA from Stegodyphus dumicola, 1485 nucleotides. RefSeq lists its product as uncharacterized. The record is from RefSeq and is a predicted model, not a curated record. Gene Ontology annotation, cellular component: nucleus. NCBI's taxonomy places the organism in Eukaryota, Metazoa, Arthropoda, Arachnida, Araneae, Eresidae.
AAAUUUCAUACGCCAGUUUGUCGUUGGUUGUGGUGCGUUACUGUGUGUAUUGUGGAAAAUCUUCGAAACUUAAGAAUAUAACGUAAUUUUACAGAGAGGUGUUAAUAAGCUGUUUUGCUGUAUCAUUAUUAACUACACUCAGUAGUGAAUUGAAGCUGAUAAAUUUUCUGUAAUUAUCUGUAACUUUUCGGAUUUGUUUUAUGUUUGACUCAAGGCGUCAUUUAGAUAUGGAAGAUUUUUUUCAGAAUACGAAAGCAAAAUGGGGAGAUAGUGAUGAAGAGACAUCUGGAAAAGAACAAAGAACUACAAACCAGUUUUUGCUGUUCUGUGAUUUAAUUCUGAAAUAUGAAAAAUACAAACCUCAUAAAGAAAUGAAAGGGGCUGCCUUUUCUGCAGCUCUGUGGUUGAAUAUUCAGGAAAUGGAUAAUAGUGUAUAUUCACCAAGCAGCUCAGAGCGAACUAAUGAUAGUUUUUCAUCAGAAAGUAAUAGUAGUUUCAGCAGUAAUGGAAUAGCUAAUGAAGACAGAAAAAGUCCAAAUUCUGACACUGAUGAUGACUCUUGGGAUCUAAUUACUUGCCAUUGUAUGAAGCCAUUUGCAGGUCGUCCUAUGAUUGAAUGCACAAUGUGUGAGACAUGGCUUCAUAUGUCUUGUGCCAAAAUUAGGCGCAAUAAUAUUCCUGAUGUUUUCAUUUGCCAAUUUUGUCGAGAGGCAAAAAGAAGCAAGCGUCGUUCUGAGAGGAUACGCAGUGAUGAUCGGAGAUUGCUUAGUGCAUAAGUUAAACUGUCAUAUUUUAUGUUAAUAGACAUUUCCUUGUCUGUAAAUAGAUUUUUAUGUCAUGUCAGUAUCAUCGUUUCUGUUCCAUGCUGUAAUUAAAAAGUGCCAGCCUAUUGAAAGUGAUCAUAUAAUGAGAUUUGUAUUCCAAAAUACAUCUGGAAUGUGUUUUUAUCAGAAUAUUGUAAAGCAUCGUGAAAGAUUCAAGCCAUAGCUCAGUGUUUUUGUAUGAAUAUAUGUAAAUCGAAUUCUUUCUGAAAGUUCGUUGAUUUGCAUUGUUUUGAAUUUUUAAAUUACUUGUUAUAUGUUUUGUUAUGCUUUUAUAUAUGCAAGGAAAGUAUUUACAUUAAAAGAUAUUUAGUAUAACAAAUGUAAAUUCUUUUAUGUUAUGUUAUAAAUAUCAAGUAUGUUGAAGUAUGUUUCAGCAGUGUUAAAAGUGGAGUGAGUAUAGCAUGCAAUAGCAUUGUUUUUGUAGAAAUGUUGCAUUUUGCUUACAGAUAUAAUUUGGAAAGUGCAAAGACUUUAUAAUAUUAGUAUUGUAGAUAAAAUAGGGCAGAAAUAUAUCAUUUAAUGUUCGUUAUAGUUAUGCAAACAUCGAAGUUCUGUUUAAAAUUCACAAUUUUCUUUUACAUAUUAAAUUCAAUUAAUUUAUGAAGUCAAUAUGUUUAAAAAUCUGUCCAUAUUUUCUUAUUUAAAAUUUUAAAUAAAUUAU